Messenger RNA from Phytophthora nicotianae INRA-310, 300 nucleotides. RefSeq lists its product as hypothetical. Bases 1 to 300 code for a protein of 99 amino acids. The transcript has a single exon. The record is from RefSeq and is a predicted model, not a curated record. NCBI's taxonomy places the organism in Eukaryota, Oomycota, Peronosporomycetes, Peronosporales, Peronosporaceae.
AUGUGGUUGAAGGCGCUGAAAAAGUACGACAUGAGGCUUGGCUCUCAACCAUGGUGUACCCCUUUCCUCGCGCCGGAUCGUGGAAACCCGCUCGUCGUUAUUCUCGGUGAUCGUCUGCGUGGUCCUCGACGCGCUAGUUUUGGCCACAUCACUGGUGAACAGAUUCACCCAUAUUAUCGUCCCGUAUUGCCUUUGUGCGACUUCGGUAGAGACAAGAUGUGGUCCAUCGCCACGUCUUGGAAUGGGAACGUCGCCGGAAUGGCUCCUGAAAGUUUCAAACGACUCUUCGCACAGGCUUGA